AUGGAGGCGCUUUACAGACCUCCCGUUCAGGCGUCUGGUGUACCGAUUUCGUGGACGCUUUACUUUCCUAGCGAGGAGUUCUCACCCGAGGACCGACGAGCCGAGCUUAUCAAAUCGCUCAUUGACGGAUUCCUGACGGAAAAAGGCCAGCAGCUGCUGCAGCAGGCAGAUCCCAAGGAGCUGUCUCUCUACUCGAGAUGGACGGUCAGCAUGGAGGCACUGAAGCAGCAUCUGCAGCCUGCGUGUAGCACUGGCCAGACUGAUCUAGGUGCAGCUGCGGAGUUGCUGCUUCAGGCGCUUGAAGCAGCGCCAGAGGAAGCACUCGCCUGCCUGGGUGCUGCUGCCACCGAGAUGUUUCUGGAGAGAGGCCUGAUCGAGGCCCCGGCCCUCCCCUCUGCGUCGGCAUGCGCCUCACAGUACGCCUCAUCUCGCCUGGCUGUGAGGCUGGUCGACCACACCGACUCGAUUAUUGAAUUCAAGAAGCUCAAAGCCAGCAGCCUUGAUCGGCUGGUGACAGUGUGCGGGACAGUGGUGCGGGUGGGUCCACUGCGGCCUCUAGUGGUCGCCAUGGAUUUCACCUGCACACGCUGCGGCGCCGUUACCUCCCUCUCCUUCCCGGACGGCCGUUUCACCCAGCCAGCUGCCUGCGGUCAUGACAACUGCCGCAACCGCACCUUCCUGCAGAACCGGGCAGGUGCCCGGAAAAUAAACUUCCAGACAAUACGCCUACAGGAGUUGACAGGGGGCACGGGAGGGGGAGAGGACAUGGGGAGGAUGCCUCGAGUGGUGGACUGCGAGUUGAGGGAAGACCUGGCUGAUGCAUGUCUGCCGGGGGACGUGGUGGCGGUGUGCGGGAUUGUCAAGAUCAUCAACAACGAGAUGGACGUUGGGGGAGGGCGGUCCAAGAAGAGAGAGCAGUGCCUGUUCCAGCUCUACAUAGACGCCAUCUCUGUCGUCAAUGCCAACUCCCAGUCCACUACUCCAAGCGCCGCCACCACUGCAGCAGCAGCAACCGCUCCUACCACGCCUCCUCUCCGCUCUCCACCCUCUGCGGGUGGUGCGAGUGGAGGGGCGGUGGAGCUGGGGGAGGAGGACCUGAGGAGCAUACUGGAGUAUGUGAUGGAGCACGAGGGGCAGGGCGACCUGUUUCAACACAUCGUUCACUCCUUCUGCCCCUCCAUCUACGGCCAUGUGCUGGUUAAAGCUGAUGAGUCGAUUGAGGAGCAUGAGGGGGAGGGCGACCUGUUUCAGCACAUCGUGCACUCCUUCUGCCCCUCCAUCUACGGCCAUGUGCUCGUGAAAGGAGCGAUGGUGAUGGCUGACCAAGGCACGUGCUGCAUUGACGAGUUCGAUAAGAUGGGCAACGAACAACAGGUGGGCGGGGCGUGGGUAGCAUGCUGUGAGGAGGCCCUACUAGAGGCGAUGGAGCAGCAGAGCGUGAGUGUGGCCAAGGCAGGUCUGCUCGCAAACUUCAGUGCGCGCACUGCAGUGCUCGCUGCUGCCAACCCUGUUGGCGGGCAUUACAAUCGAGCACGCACCCUGAACGAGAACUUGAAGCUAUCAGCUGCGCUGCUUUCAAGAUUCGAUUUGAUCUUCAUUCUCCUGGACCGCCCAGAUCACCACACAGACCAGCGUCUGUCAGAACACGUGCUGCAGAUGCAUGCGGGCAUGCCUUCUCGCUCCAAGGCAUCCAAACGUAGCUCCCACCUCUUCCUGACAGCCCCAUCAGCCACGGACGGCAAUGCAUCGCACCUCGACCUGCCUCUCUCCCACCGCCUGCGCCUGCGCUCCUCUGCUGCCCGCAACUUCUCCCCCCUCCCCCCUGCUCGCCUGCGCCAGUAUAUCGCCUAUGCCCGCACCCACGUGCACCCCAGACUAUCAGAGGAGGCGCGGGCAGUAAUCAAGGCGUUCUACCUGCGACUGAGGGAGCACAGCCGGGCCAUGGACGGCCCUCCAAUCACAGCGCGCCAGCUGGAGAGCCUCGUCCGGCUUGCCGAGGCUCGGGCCCGCGUGGAGCUUCGGGAGGAGGUUACCGAGGCUGAUGCUCAAGAGGCAGUGGAGCUGAUGGGGGAGUGUCUGCUGGAUAAGCUAACAGACGAGGCGGGCAACAUAGACGCGGGGAGGGGCGGCAGCUCCAGCAAGUCAAAGGAGUCAAAGCGGUUCCUGGCUGCCCUGCAACGCACCGCCAAGCAGGCGAUUAAAACUUGUUUCUCCAGGAAGGAGCUGGCCCAAUUAGCUGACGACAUGUGUCUGAGGGUGCCAGAUCUCGAUGCGCUGAUUGACAGCCUGAAUGAAGCAGGCUACCUGCUGAAGAAGGGUGGUGGUCUCUUCCAGGUGCAGACGUGA
Molecule: messenger RNA, 2346 nt
Organism: Closterium sp. Yama58-4
Lineage: Eukaryota; Viridiplantae; Streptophyta; Zygnematophyceae; Desmidiales; Closteriaceae
Source: the annotation of a GenBank genome assembly